CUAGUCACUUAGCGGUCCGGCUUAAAGUUUGCAUAUUGUUGUCAUUCCUUCGUUGUCAUCGAAAUAAUACACAUUCGCUCUCUAACCAUUAUCUUGAAAAUGGGCUGGUUCUCAUCGGGGAAAUGGUUCGUUUAUGUGGCUUUAUUGUGGCAUAUUGUUCAAGUUCUUCGUGUGUCGGCAUUUGAGUCAUAUUUGUUUUAUGAUUUCAAAGAGGAUGGAUCCCAUCGAAACCGCCGUGAUGUUUUUGCAAGCUAUACUCCUCCACAGCCCACUGCUGAAUUCCCUGUCAUAUUGUUCUCUGAUCUGAACUACAACAAUGACACAGUGAAUGGCUAUUAUCAUCGUCUUGGUCAUGGAGAGUUUCGUGUGUUUGGAAGAACUGUUGAUAACCGUGUCAGACAGUUUGUAUUUAGGUCAAUGCUGUUUCUCCCAUACACAAAUGUUACAUUCAGAGCUUAUUUUUGUGGAAAGACCUACAAGAGAAGCAUGCAGAAUGUCCAAAACAUCUCGAAUAUUCACAUAUGGCUGUUUGAUAACCCCAUUAUUGGUGGAUCUCAAGGAAUCUACUACACUUCCUGGGAACAUUGGCAAAUGGAGUUUUCUCUCCAAGCUGAUGCCUGUCAAUCAAACUGCCAGCCCUUGCCAUGUAGUGGGGUGUGCUAUUUUGGAACCUGUGGGAUUGAUGGAACCUGUCAAUGUGCGAAUGGUUAUUCUGGAAGUCAAUGUGAAACAAGACCUGCCGUUGGUACUCCAUACCCCACAGAGCAGUACCCCCUUUUGCUGUUCCCACAGAAAAACUUCCAAGGUACACCCCUUAAGGUUGAGCCAAAUAAGUAUGCUGUAUUUGCAGAAAACAAACAGAAAAAGAAAAACAUAAACUACAACUCUUUAAGAGUGCUAUUCUCCCGCAAGCUGACAUUCUCUCAGCUUGACAACUCCCUUACACAAGAAAUUGCCACUGGUUCAGAUAUUGAGGACAUCCCUGGUUUUAUGGAGAAUAACCCUCAUUUAGUAGCAGAUGACAUCUGGUUCAACUAUGCCAGUGACAUCGAGUUACAGUUUGGGGUCAAAGUUGAGGAACUACCUUCUUGCACCAACUGCAGCGCUACUGGUGGCUGCUGUUUUACUGGGACAUGUCAGUGCUUGCCAAACUUCACUGGAGUCAACUGUGAGACCCCUGUUUAAAGUGGAUGGUGCCUAGCUCUUGCACUAGGAUUACUGAUGAGACAUCUUAUUAUAAGCCAAAGUGGGCUCACCCCCCCCCCCCCCCCCCGAGUUCGUAACUGGGUUGACCACCUUACACUAUUUUCCAGGGCUUUAUAGUUUUCGAAAGUAUACGUCACUUAAGUCGGUUUAGAUGAAAUUGCAACUGUGAAAGUAAGGUAGAGGAAGCAUAUCCUUGUAGAUCUGCAAAUUGAGGGAAAGCAUAGAAAGAUAGAUUCAUGGAAAACGUUAAUUAUGUCAUGCACGGAAAGUCGCAUACACGCAAAGUGUACAUGAUCAAAUAUAAUCAGAACACGCGCCUUUCCUCCGGUCCGAAGUUAUACAACUGUUACUCUACCAUCAUUUUACCUAUCAUUUUCUUUUUAUUCUAUGUAUUAUUUAUAUUUGUAUAUUAUCUGUCAGAUAUUAUGUCCCAUAACAUUGUCAUCUUCAUCAGGGAAUACUGUACGUUUAGUGUAAAUCGUUUACUAAAUUCACUAUUUUAAAAUAUUACUACGGCCCUUAUACUAACCUUACAAGUAUCACUGUGCUUAUUACAGAUUAAAAAAGCUCACAAACCACAAAA
Messenger RNA from Nematostella vectensis (starlet sea anemone), 1789 nucleotides. RefSeq lists its product as uncharacterized. Bases 100 to 1185 code for a protein of 361 amino acids. The transcript has 5 exons. The record is from RefSeq and is a predicted model, not a curated record. Lineage: Eukaryota; Metazoa; Cnidaria; Anthozoa; Actiniaria; Edwardsiidae.